AGCAAAGUGCUUUUUCUAGCAGCCGCAUGGCACAGCUGUACAAAGCCGUGCAUUAAAAUUCAUCUGCCCGCUCGGUGCCAACGAGGCGACCGCUUGCGUUCAGUUCCCUUCCCUUCGGACGAGGUUCCUGCUUUCCUAGCUGACAUCUCGCACCCCGCGGUUUGCAUAGUUUCAUCCCAGAUGCACGUCCCAGCAAUGAAGUUAUGUACGUGGGGCGUGCUUUAAUUUCGUUAUGCCUAGUGAUUUCAAGAGCCAGGCUUUAAAAUGGCGGCAUUCAUUAUACACCCAUGCUAAAGCCUCACCCAGCACUCUGUCUGUCUCGCUUAGUGCUGCUUCUGCUUUUUUCCAUAUGGCAUUCCGCAGCUGAGGAUCGCGUCUUCUGGGGUUGCUCAGUCAGCAUAUAAGCAUAAGGUUGCUGAAACGUGCCUUUUUUUCUGAAGCUAACGCUGCUUGGAUCUCUGUCUAGUGCUGCCUCUGUUUUUUUUUUUUCCCCUUUUUUUUUUUUUCUCUUUUUUUUUAUUUGCCGUCGCUUGCAGGCCAACCCAAAACGGCAACUGACCUUCGUAAUUACAAUUUCAGCACUCAAUCCUUGAAUACGGAAAUCAUCAAAUUUUCAUUAACAGUCACGGCUGUGCCCAACUGUAACAUUAUUUUAUUCAUCGUAACAAUAAAUAAAACGCCACAGAUUGUCUGAGGAACUGAAAUUCUGCCAAUUUCUGCUGAGUUUUACACAACCAUAAUUGGAACCAUUAAGCCAAGAGCACAGAAUUGUUGAAAAAGUCGGCUCAGUCUAACUCGAUCUGAUUUCAGAAGUGACAAAUAAAGCCAACGCAUUCAAACUUUGACAUUUUGCACUUUUCAAGAGCUGGUCUCUAAUUAGAUUUAUUUUUAUUUUCAAUUUAUCUGAUAAAACGUCUAUUUUAUGGUUGGAUGUUUGUGUCUCAUUCAUGUCUCGACAACAGAUACAAAUUGACUAAAAAAAAAGAAAAAUUAUAAAAAAAAAAAAAAAAAAACCUUAAGUGCUGAAUUUUUUUUUAACCAAAGCGAAAAGAAAAUAGUUUUUAUUCAUUUAAACUUGAACUCCACCUUUCCCCAUCCCCUUCUUUUAAGAAGAAAAAAACGAUUGUAGUCACCGAUAGGAGGUGUUCUCCUGUCUUUAAUAUGGCUGUUAACGUCUCCUUGGUGCGUGACACAAAAUGGCUGACGCUGGAAGUCUGUCGGGAAUUUCAGAGAGGCACUUGUUCAAGGUCUGAUGCAGAAUGCAAGUUUGCUCACCCAUCACGGAGUUGCCAUGUGGAAAAUGGACGAGUUAUCGCUUGCUUUGACUCGCUGAAGGGCCGGUGUACAAGAGAAAACUGUAAAUAUCUGCACCCUCCGCCGCACUUAAAAACACAGCUAGAAAUCAAUGGACGAAAUAACCUUAUACAGCAAAAGACAGCUGCUGCCAUGAUUGCACAGCAGAUGCAGUUCAUGCUCCCCGGUGCCCAGCUACAGCCAAUUCAUCCUUACAUGGUCUUGAUGAUGUCAGAGGGCCCAAGCAUAAGAGGAAAAGAAGUCUGCAGGGAUCGGUCUAGCAGCACAGAAGAGCCUGCAAAAUUGGGGGAUUGGACCACAUUCCCUGUGAAUCCAUCACUUGCAACAAGCCAAUCCAUGGCUUUUAGCCCAUACCUGAGUCAUGUCUCUCCAGGAAUGGGCCUGGUUCCCGCUGAGCUCUUACAAAAUACGCCUGUCCUGGUUUCGGGGAAUCCAUCGGUUACAGUUCCUGGUGGCUCUGCUGGUCAGAAACUGGUGCGCACAGACAAACUUGAGGUUUGCAGAGAAUUCCAGCGUGGGAAUUGUACCCGAGGAGAAAAUGACUGCCGCUAUGCGCACCCAAUAGAAAUGGCCAUGAUUGACACCAACGAGAACACUGUAACAGUUUGCAUGGAUUACAUCAAAGGCAGAUGCUCUAGGGAGAAAUGCAAGUACUUUCACCCCCCUGCACACCUGCAAGCCAAAAUAAAGGCAGCUCAGCACCAGGUGAACCAAACAGCCGCAGCUGCUAUGACUCAGCCAGCUGUUACAUCACUGAAGCGACCCCGCAAGGCCACCCUUGACCUGGCACUGCAGCCUGGAGCACUUCAACCUUUACCAAAGAGGCCAGCACUUGAAAAAAGCAAUGGGGCCACCACGAUGUUUAACCCCAGUGUUUUCCACUACCAACAGGCUCUAGCAAAUAUGCAGUUGCAGCAAACUGCGUUUAUCCCCACAGUAGACCAUGUUGAAAUUCUGAACAGCAGAAUUGUGGAAUACCAGAAUCUUUCCAUGGGAAGUUAUACAUGGCCUUUCUGUAAAUACCCAUUACUGGCGUCCUCCACCACCUCGACAGUAAGCCUGCUGCAGUCUACAUGUUAACCAAAAAGAAAAAAAAAUUACAUGGGAAUGUCUGAAAACCGCACUAUGAAAAAAAAAAAGAAACCAUUAAAAAAAAAAAGGCAACACUGCUUUAUGAAAGCAGAUACACACGUAGGAUAAUAUACUAGACUGUUGUAACACAUUUACUUUUAACACAUGUAACCAUUCAGCAUGUGCCGCGUUAGAUGAGUAUACAAUGCGGACACUCCUUUUACUGCAUAUUACUGAUGGAAUCACAAUUUAAAGUGUUAUCUUAACUGUUUUUUUUUCGUUUACAUCGUAGUCUAUUUCAUUUUAUGUGUGUACCAUUAUCCUAAGUAUACUGAAGACCAUCUUCUUCAUUGUGAUUUAUAACAUGCAUUGUUGUUUUUUAUGUUCUUAGUAUUAUGCCAAACAGAGACAAAGUGGUUCUGAAAAAAGGCUCAUCAGAUUUUUAUGAAAAGAGAUGUAUGAUAGUUUUAUGUCUGUGAAUCCAUUAUUAUGUUUUUGUUCCUCUUAAAUCAUCACUAUGGCCUUCAUGUAAUAAUGCAAAGAAGAAUGUACAAAGUGUAGUAACCGCAGCAACCACAAGACAUCUCUUCUGACUUCUCCAAGCUGAUUGGUGCCAAGGAUUGCUGCCUAUUAUUACUCUUUGCACUACUUUUAUAUAAGCCCCAUUGAUCUGUAAAUGGAAAUGAAUUCAAUGUAAUCUUCGUCAUAGUUCUGUACAAUGAAUUGCAGCACUUAUUUUACCAAAUUGUCAGGAAUGUAUAAAGACUAAUUGUAACAGCACUUCUAUGGAGAUAAAUUACAACCAGAAAUUGCUUGAUUUAGAAAUUUUAGAGCAAAACACAUCUGGUAUUUGCAGAGAACUACAAUACUGGUUUAGUAACAGGUCAUGUAAAAGUAUAAUAUCUGAAAACAUAUUCCUGUUCAAUGUGGCAGUGAAAAGGGCAGUGAUGGUGAUCUCUCCAUUGACCUAACAACCAAUAUGAAUUCUGAAUUGCUGCUGUCAUUGCUGUUUGAACUGCCAUAAUAAAUACUCCUGCAAAUCUCCUAUUAA
This is a messenger RNA of Rana temporaria (common frog), 3436 nucleotides long. RefSeq names its product muscleblind-like protein 3. The coding region runs from base 1162 to 2394 and encodes 410 amino acids. The transcript is spliced from 9 exons. Gene Ontology annotation, molecular function: metal ion binding. Lineage: Eukaryota; Metazoa; Chordata; Amphibia; Anura; Ranidae. The record is from RefSeq and is a predicted model, not a curated record.